Molecule: messenger RNA, 1502 nt
Organism: Plodia interpunctella (Indianmeal moth)
Lineage: Eukaryota; Metazoa; Arthropoda; Insecta; Lepidoptera; Pyralidae
Exons: 6
Coding region: 32-1297 (421 amino acids)
Source: RefSeq, a predicted model, not a curated record
UUUGCGACGCACGCUAUAUUUGUGAACUAAAAUGGUAGAAAUCAGUCUCAUAAUUGCUUUCAUCUUAAUCAUUUCAAGGAGUUUAUGUGUUAAAUUUGAUAAUGACUUGAAUGUGAAUGAUAUUUUACGUAAUGACCUGAUGCCUACAUAUUUUAUGAUCAACGGGGAUAAGAAAUAUGAUAAUGUUAGUGACACCAAUAUCAAAGGACUAAUUGCAAACGGAUCCAUUGACGCAGCAUUUUCUACGCUUGCUUUUCAUAGAGAAAUGAUGAACGAAUAUCAUUGUCGCAACUAUAUCGCUGAACAAAUACUUGAAGAAAUGGGUAAAAAGGUACUGCAGAGUCGCCUGGGAGAACCUUUUGCGACUGGCGCUACAGAUGCAAGGAUUACGAAGCGAAACCAAGACCUAAGGGACAAUUUCAUGUAUGACAUAGGCUCUGCUAACUACCAGGAGUGGUUAAUGAAAGUAGCAGCGUUAAACAAUGAGUUUCGUAGUAACAAUCCUUCAUUGGGAUUGAACAACUUGAUAAAUUCUUCACUUCCGUUAGAUCAGGGAAACUUCCCAUCAAAUAAUCAGGUCCAGCCACAUGUUUCUCAAUCUCGUGAAUAUGAGGUGUUUGAGAAUGGUGAGCAAGGCAUUUAUCCACCAUAUGCUGACUCGGGCAUGGGUCAGGUCCAAGGAGUCGAUCUAUCGAAAUAUAGUGGCGGGUACGAGUACCACAUGCCCCCGCCCCCGCCGCCAUUGUUCCACCACCCCUCGUCCCAGGUCCACGACCACGACCACGCAGACCACGUGGAAGUGCCGGUGGUAGAAAGAGAAAGCAGUCACGGCCUGGGCAUCUCAGACUUGUUCGACAUCUCUCUCACAGGAAUCGCCUUUUUGUCCUUUGGGAUGUUUGUGUUACAAGUUCUUAUGUGCAUUACUAUGAAUCCCCAACAGCCCCAGCUGAUGCAAGUGGUGGACAACAACGGAGACUCCAUGAACAUAGAGGAUAUAUUCCGAAUUAAGCGCGAUGUGGACGGUUCACGUCGUCCGAUGGUGACCGCUGUUAAUAAGCUAGCUAAAUACGCCCUUAUUGCUAUGAAGCCAAGGUCUUUGCCGUGCUUGUAUAGGGUGUUGUGUGUGGGCAACAAAAAGGCAAGAGGUUUUCGAGAUAACAAUCGAUAUUGGUUGCCUGUUUGGCAUGCGGGCGUGGCUUGGAUCCGCGGCGGAGCCCUGGGCGCCCUCCGCGCGGCGGCACUUGGUUUGGGCGACGCAGACUGCGACCUCCUCUACCCGCCCGCCCACUGCCAAUAAAUAGCAAGGAGAACCGGAGGAUAGCAAAAGCCUACUACCACUAUUAAAACUGGCUUGUAGACAUUAUCGUCAAAGAUCAUCGAAGUCGUCGCUUCGUUAAGACUGGCAACUUCAUUUCUUUUUAAAAAUAAAUCAGAUAGGUAUUUAAAAAUAGAAUAAGUAUAAGUAUGAGUAUAGAAAUCAUCUUGACCAGUUUUUAUAACGC